AUGUGUGUGAGUGAGGGUAUCUUACCUCCAGGACCUCUGAGUGGAGCUGUGGCACGCACAGUCACGUUCACUACCACCCUCAGACCUCCUGAGAGUCCAUUUGUCUCUGUAAGCUGGAGCUUCAGAGGGAUGAACAUCAUCACAUCCUCAAACUCUGACAUCAUUGGGACCGGAUACACCAACAGGAUCUCAUUAGAUCGAGCUACGGGGGCCCUGGAGCUUGGGAACCUGGUGCCGGAGGACAGCGGGUUGUACAAAGUCACCAUAAUACCAGAAGGAGAACCACAGAAACAGGGAGAGACCACACUGAAUGUGUAUGAAUUAAUAACAGACGCCGCCAUCAGCAGCCCCGCAGCCAUCCUCAUAGAAGACAAAAGCUCCACCAACCUCACCUGCAAGGCCUCUGGCUCCAUCAGCAGAAGAGUGUGGAUGAAAGACGGCCGUCCUCUCCAUCCCAGUGAUAGAGUCGGCUUCUCAGUGGACAACAGAACAGUGUUCAUCCAACCUGUUCACAGCUCCAACCACGGCAUCUACCAGUGUCUAGUCAGCAACCCAGUCAGCACCAUGACUGCAACCCAUAAGCUCACUGUCAACUUUGGACCACAUAACAUAUCAAUUAUUGGACCAUCAGCGGCUCCACCUGGCCAGAAAGUGACACUGAAAUGUACAGCAGCCUCUGUCCCACCAGCAAUCUUCAGCUGGAUGUUGAACGGCAAUGAGACACAUGUUAAUAACUCCUUGUAUAUCAUAGAGAGGUUAGAGGCAAAAAACACAGGAAACUACACCUGCACUGCCAGAAAUAUGGUGACCUUGCAGGAAAACUCCACAGUUUUGAAUCUGAGAGAACAGAUACCGUUAUCAUCAGGAGUGGUUGCUGCUAUAGUGAUCACUGUCAUGCUGCUGUUAGUGAUCAUGGCGGCCACAGCAUACCUCAUCUUCACGAGAAGACGUGACUCUGCAGUCAGGCACCGUGUCUACAUUGAUAAAGAUGGUCCUGUGAUGGAUGUGGCCAGGCUAUCUGUUCUCAACAGAGAUGAGGAUGUGGUCUACUCUGAUGUCAAGUUUGAACCAUCCAGAGAGGUUACUGCUUUAUUCAAUGACAAACACACAGAGACCAUGCAUGCUGAUGAUGUCACAUACUCUGAGGUCAUAGUUAUGCGUCCACAGCCCAAAUGA
Molecule: messenger RNA, 1176 nt
Organism: Scomber japonicus (chub mackerel)
Lineage: Eukaryota; Metazoa; Chordata; Actinopteri; Scombriformes; Scombridae
Product: carcinoembryonic antigen-related cell adhesion molecule 6-like
Exons: 7
Coding region: 1-1176 (391 amino acids)
Source: RefSeq, a predicted model, not a curated record